ACUAAACGGCUUUGCAUGGUAAGCUGGAGUUCUUAAGAUCAAAACAUUCCGAGGGCAAAUCUGUAGCCGCGCUCUACAGCAUCACGCCCCGUCGAUGAUCCCUAGUCGCUCAUCCAACCCUCAACGUCUGUUAGUGAUUUAAUCUUUACUAACAUGCACCAAACGGCGAAGCCGCGCUUUUCCAGAACAAGAGCGGGAUGUUUGACUUGCCGUUCAAGAAAGAAGAAAUGUGAUGAGGUCAAGCCACGAUGCGCAGGCUGUCGACGCAAUCAGUUGGCGUGCGAAUGGCCUUCAGGAGUAUCUAGUGACAAGGAAGCUACAGUCGUGGCUCGGAAGUUAACCAAAAUCGAAGAUGCAGAUUCCCAAGCCCUAGUAACCAUCUCUGCUCCGGUUUCAAUCUCGAAUAUCGGAUCUGAGCGUGCAUGCGGACUCACUCCACAGUCGGGAACUCUCCUAAGUCAUUACUUCAGGGAAACGGCUUCCUUUUUCGCAAUGACACCCCUGAAAGACAAUCCUUUCGUCACGGUCCUACUGCCGAUUGGAUAUACUGACGAUCUGCUUAUGCAUGGCUUGAUGGCCUUGAGUGGAUCCCACUUGACGUAUAAGGAGCCCAAUAAUACUGCACUUGCAACCGCAACUCAACUUCACUAUUCGAAACUACUCAGCGGGCUACGAGCCGAGUUUAGUAAUCUCCGUGAUGAUGACUGGGAAGCUGCGGAAAGACUUUUGCGGGUAUUGGUGGUCGUAUGUCACUAUGAGGCUCUCUCUGGUGAUACACAAGGAGCAAUCUUCAAUCAUCUCCGUGCCAGCAGGCACCUCAUUCAGUCACUUCUUAGAUCCAAAUCGACGAAGCAUGCCGUCAAUUCAGAUACCUUAGGAUUCAGUCUGGAGCUGUAUGCUCACCUUGUCACUUGCAACACAAUCACCCCGCAUGGAAUUUCAUCAGGGCGAGACCUACCGCUUGACAACUUCAUCAUGACGCCCGAAGAAAUGAAACUCUUCCCAACCUUCGGCUCCAUCUUCGCAGGCGGCCACGGCCUUUUCCAACUCGUCCCCGAAGUCAGCCUACUCGCAUCCGAACGCCUGGCUGAAGAAGCCUCCGGAGUCCCUCGAGCCAGUGCAUUGUUGCUGCGCACACAUGACGAGUUACUCGACCGCAUCACAUGCUGGAAGAUGCCUCCUCCUUCAUCGCCAAAGGAAACCACCGAAGACUGGGAACACAGACGCCGUGCGGCUGAAGCCUUGCGCCAGGGCCUUUACAUUUACCUCUCGACAGCGCUAUGCGGUUCCCUCGUUUCCGACCCCGUCGUCAUAUGCGCGAUACAAGACCACAUAACCAAGUUGUUUGGCUUUGCAGCUCAACUCGUCGCCUCGCAGUACGUUGCUACUAUGCUAUGGCCUUUCGUGAUUGCCGGCAGUUGUAUGGCUAGGCCUGUCGAGCGCCAGGCGUUGCUUCGACAUAUGCGUAGUGGCUGGUUUAGUAUGAGACAUUUGGGGAUCAUAGGCGAUACGCUCGAACUGCUAUGGAAUGAUCCUGAUCCUAGAGCAUAUGGUCCGUAUGGACUUCAUUUGAUUAUGGAGAAGCAUGGAAUCAGCUUGGGUAUCGCUUGAAAUGUGAAACUGUCACAGUAAAGAUCUAAUACCAGACCGCGGACAUGAAUCCAGAAACACGAAUCGGGGUCUUACUGGUGGUCAAACCAUGCAUCUAACAACGUGUAUGAGGUAUUUCAGCAGAACUACUACACUGGUUAUGAGAAUCUUCUAUGGAUUGAUAACAUGCAUAGUACAUCACGUGACUACAAUCUACACCCUCUCGUCACGAUGUAUCUCUCCCUAGAUGUGCUUUAUCCCAUUUCUUUGGAAUAUCAAUUCAAAUGAACUUUGUUAUACCAUAUCUAAAUACCACAUGUCAAAUCAAACAACAACAACUCCGCUAGACGCUUGCACAAAAAGACCCCACCAAAGUCCAAUUCCAUUCCAAUUCCGAGCCGAACAUGAUAGAUAGGCUUUAGAAUCUAAUCUGAUAAUAUAGAAG
Aaosphaeria arxii CBS 175.79 is the source of this 2035-nucleotide messenger RNA. RefSeq lists its product as uncharacterized. The coding region runs from base 154 to 1611 and encodes 485 amino acids. Gene Ontology annotation, cellular component: nucleus. The transcript is spliced from 2 exons. The record is from RefSeq and is a predicted model, not a curated record. Gene Ontology annotation, biological process: positive regulation of transcription by RNA polymerase II. NCBI's taxonomy places the organism in Eukaryota, Fungi, Ascomycota, Dothideomycetes, Pleosporales. Gene Ontology annotation, molecular function: zinc ion binding; DNA-binding transcription factor activity, RNA polymerase II-specific; transcription cis-regulatory region binding.